CGAACAUUGCCAUUGAGCCCACAGUAAUAUCGCUCUGACCUUGUCUCUUCUAUAGGAAUUGUCAAUUUAUUUGCUUGUCUUAAGAGUUAGGCAUAAAAAACAUGAAAUGAGUUUCUUUUUUUUUAAGGGUGGGGUUUUUUGACAUAGACCGGCAAAAGCAGGAACUAUGUAAACAGGAAGUGCCCAAAUCAGAGGUAGGACGGUGCCUCUUCUUUUAGGGACCGUUUUCGCUUAAUUUCUCAGGAUGCCGGUUAUUUCCUUACGCCUUUGAGAAAGAGGCUCAAGUGUUAAUGCUGCCUUCUAAAUGGAAGUAGUUAAGUUGGAAAUUUAGCUAGAAGAAGCGACGUUCGAAGAAAGCUCUGGAGAAAUAAAUGUCAUCUGUCAAAGCCCUUAUCGGUGCUGAAGAGAAAGGGGAGAUCUGUCUAAAAUAAGGCUUAAUCUAUAAUGAAGAAUUGAAGUUUCACGGUCAAAAACUAAGACGCUGGAUCCCAUUAAGUAAAAUCUGCUUGUGAAAUGAACACCCUGUCGGGGAGGUCUCGCCCUGUGAGGGAUAUUUAACAUAAAAGAACAUUAUGAUAUAUACAACAACUUUUGGUUUGCCUAUAUUAAUGAAAAGUGCCAGAAGAAUUCUUCCCUGCUGUUCUUCAUACUUGUGCCUAAGACUGACAGCUAUAAGAUACUGCGUAAUAAAUGGCACAAUGAAAUCUAGAAGAAAAUCAGAUCAUCUGGAGAGAACAGCAAAUGACUUUCGACAUGAGAUUAUUUCUAAAGCAAAAGUGUGUGGCAUCAUCAAUGAAUCUGAAACAGUUAAAAGACUUCGUUUGGCAGUGACAGAUAAGGAAUUUACUUUUAAGGCAGGACAAUGGGUAGACUUCUUUAUACCUGGAACUUCUGUAGUUGGUGGAUUCUCAAUGUGUUCAAGUCCUGGUAUGUUGGAAGAAGAGGGAAUAUUAGAACUUGCAGUAAAACAUACAACACACCCACCUGCUCACUGGAUUCAUACUCAGUGUGCUCUUAAUUCAGAAGUGGCUUUGCGAGUUGGAGGCAACUUCUUUUAUGAUCCUCGGCCUAAAGACAUUCCAGCAAAUGUUGUGCUCAUAGCAGGUGGAGUAGGCAUUAAUCCUUUAUUUUCUAUACUGCUCCACAUCGUAGACCUUCACAGAACUAAAGAGAAGAAAGGAAAUGAUUGCAAAAUGGGAACAACCAAACUCUUUUAUUGUGCAAAAAAUGCACAUGAACUUCUGUUCAGGAAAGAGAUUCUUGCUUUGACAAAUGCAUUUCCUGGAAAAAUCACAUGCAGUUUCCACGUUACCAAGCAGAAUUCGCCAAUUUGUGAGAAACUUCUGCCUUACAUCAAGGAAGGAAGAUUAUCUGGAAGUGACCUAGAAAAAUGUAUCUCCAAGAAUACUUUGUGGUACAUUUGUGGACCACCUCCAAUGAUAGAAUCCAUCUCUAAGCUGCUUGAAAACCUUGGGGUGAUUCAGAGCAAUAUUUUCUUUGAAAAGUGGUGGUAGCACAUCCAGCAGCAUUCCAGACAAAAUAAGAAUGAAAACAUAAUAUAUGCAUGUUUGCUGAUGAACACUGAAAGUUUACACAAAGUAAAAUUUUUCCAUUUGUGGAAAUAAAAUAAUUCAUAAUGAAAUUAUAAAAUUUAUUUUUAACAAACAAUUUGGAAAAACAAAUAGGAAACAUGUUAAAUUUGUCCAUGUACUGAGCAGUGACAAUUUAUAAAAAUAAAUAUUUUAUUAAAUAUUUUAUUAACUUUGGUAUGUAAUAUAUAGGUAUAUAACUAAAUAUUAUAUAUGUAAGAUUUCACUACAUACAGAUAAGAGAAGAAGAAUGACUUGAAAUCUACGUCGCCUCAUAUGGGAAGGACAAACUUAAGAUAAAAGGAUGGAAUUCAUCUAUCCAUUUCUGGUCUACCUUGUAUUUUCUAUUGAAGACUGUUUGAAAAGUAAAAGAUGUUGCUUUUGAAGCUUCUUGUAUUUUCAGGAACAAGAUUUGGCACAAGGUUAUUAAUAAAGUUCUGAAUGUACAUUUCAGUAAUUAGAUUGGAUUUGAAAUUAAUUGUGCUGUGGUAGAACCACUACAAUCAAUAAAAUGAGAUAAUUGAGUCAUGAAUAAAUGAAGUGCUGUUAAUUUCCAGUGGUUUACUCAAAACAUGAUGGAAUCUGGAUCCAACGUAUUUCCAUAAUAUUAUCUCUUUAUCAAUUUUAGUUAUGGAACUUCAUUUGAAAUAACAUUAUAGACUGACCUAUUUCUGGUCAUAAGCAGCACACACACUGUGCACCACACACAGUGGGUCAAACUUGGAAUUAUUCUGCUGCAUCAAGGUUAAAAAAUGUGCCAUCAUUAUAAACUUAGCUAAAACAGGUCUAAGCAGUUUUAUUUGGAAGAAAAUCUUAUUGGUUUCAAUGAAAUUUACUUUGAAAUAUUAAAAUUGGAUGUUUAGCAUUUUCCAGAAGCCACUUGGCUUGACUAGCAUAUGUUGAGACAACGUAGUUCAAAAUGAAGGGAAGCUGCCUAAGGGUCUGCACUGCUACUGUGGUAGCGGAACUACAGUAAUUAUGUAAGAGAUUUUGAGUUUAACUAAAGGUACUAAAUAAAUUAAUAUUGUGGUUUGAUGGUAUAAUCUUAAAACAAAUUUAAUUAUGCUGCUUUUCCUCAGAGUGGAAUGCUAUGUAUAGUGUUACUUGUCUGUACUAUAAUAAUUGCAAGGAAUUUAAGAG
Molecule: messenger RNA, 2729 nt
Organism: Thamnophis elegans (Western terrestrial garter snake)
Lineage: Eukaryota; Metazoa; Chordata; Lepidosauria; Squamata; Natricidae
Gene: OXNAD1
Product: oxidoreductase NAD binding domain containing 1
Exons: 8
Coding region: 573-1514 (313 amino acids)
Cellular component (GO): mitochondrion
Molecular function (GO): oxidoreductase activity
Source: RefSeq, a predicted model, not a curated record